AUGCGUUACUCCACCAUAUCUGCGGCCAUUCUGGCCAUGGCCUCGUCGGUCAUGGCGCAGACGGCCGACUUCGCUGCCAUGUACACCCCAACCCAGAACCAACAGGUCGCUGCCGGCUCGGUGCUCGACAUCACCUGGCAGACAUCGACGGUCUACACUGGACCCGUCACUAUCCAGCUCCUCCAAGGAGCUACCCCAAGCACCCUCGAGCUCGGCCUCGUCGUCGCUGCUUCUAUCGACCAAGCCCUUGGCAAGUUCUCCUGGACUGUGCCCACGGACUUGCAAUCGUUCGCAACCUACGGAUUCAAGAUCACCCUUGAUUCCACCGCUUCGCUCCCUGAGCCAACCUUCCAAUUUUCCUUCCCUUUCCACAUCACCGGACUUGCGGCCGCCGCAGCUUCCUCGUCCUCUUCGCCUCCCUCUGCUCCCGCUGCUACUCCGGUUCCCGCUGUUACUCCGGCUCAUGAGGGCUACGUCGCCGUUCCCCCACCUGCUGUCACUCCGGCUCAUGAGGGUUACGCCGCCGUUCCCCCACCUGCUGCCACUCCGGCUCCUGAGGGUUACGCCGCCGUUCCCCCACCUGCUGCCGUCCCAGACGUUCCCGUCUACCCAGCCCCUGGUGUCCCAGCUGCGCCAGUCAACCCACCUGCCGCCUACCCAGCACCUCCCGUCCACCCUGCCCCAGCUGCCUACCCUGUUGCCAACACCACUGUUGUCUACAUGCCGACCGGCACCGGCGUUCCCCCAAUGUCCUCAUACACUCCUGCCACCGUCACCGGAAACGCUGGUGUCAACGUGGUCAGCUGUUUCGCCAUCCUUGCUGGUCUGGCUGUCGCCCUCACCAUCUAA
Messenger RNA from Drepanopeziza brunnea f. sp. 'multigermtubi' MB_m1, 849 nucleotides. RefSeq lists its product as uncharacterized. The record is from RefSeq and is a predicted model, not a curated record. NCBI's taxonomy places the organism in Eukaryota, Fungi, Ascomycota, Leotiomycetes, Helotiales, Drepanopezizaceae.